Molecule: messenger RNA, 463 nt
Organism: Drosophila arizonae
Lineage: Eukaryota; Metazoa; Arthropoda; Insecta; Diptera; Drosophilidae
Source: RefSeq, a predicted model, not a curated record
CGAUAUGCCGGAUUAAUGUCCACGGCGCUACCAAUUCACAUCCGUGUCCGCAGAACUUGUUCUGGCUCAACGGCGAGUAUAAAUGGAGCAGUCUGUCCGUGGACCAGCACCAGUCAACCAACUUCCAACGUUCGUCGAACACCGCCAAAAACAAUCAAAAUCAACAUGAAAUUCCUCAUUUGCUUGGCUCUCUUCGUCGCCGUGGCCCAGGCCCAUCUUGUGGCGCCCGUUGCCACCUACGCCGCCGCUGCACCUGCCGUGACCUAUGCAGCCGCACCUGCCGUCUACUCGGCCGCCGUGCCACGUGCCUACACCACCUACGCAGCCGCUCCCUCCGUGUACUCCGCCUCGUAUGUGUCGCCAUCUGUCUACUCCGCCUAUGCUGCGCCCGCUGUGGUCUCCACCUAUGCGGCGCCCGCUGUGGUCUCCACCCUCCUCAAGAAGUGAAUCAAUCAAGAGAACA